AAAAAAGAAAGACAGGCACCACCCGAACCAGAACCACAGAUGACAGGCUCACAGUCCACAGACUGACAGACUGCAGGAAGGGAAAGGAACGGACAUGGCGGCGGCCGGCGGCGAGAGCAUGAUGACGAGGGAGCAGCUGCUCCACCUCUUCUCCCGCUUCUCCUUCCUUAUCUCCCUCCCCGAGGUCAAGCAGCGGAUUGCCGACGCCGUCAGGGACAAGCAGGAGGCCGUGGCCGUGACCACUGAAAUACAAGAGGAGAUUCUUCACGAGAUGGGAGUAGUUUACAAUGAUUUGAUGCAGAUGAGGAAUAAGAAUCAGAUUGAGAACGAUGAUGCAUUUACAAUAGAUCCAAGUUUUGGCAUUGGUUGCCUAGGAAAGGUCAAUGUUGUUUACGAAAAUGACAAGGACUUGAUGAUUAAAUUCUAUCAAUUUGUUGCCAAAGAAGAAAUGGCUAUUGAUGAAGCUGAGCUUGAACCCAGAGAAUUGGCUGCCAAACUACAUGCUCAACAAAUAAUACAAGAACAGCAACUGAACAUGCUAGUUGAAAUGAGGAAAUAUAGCCCAGAGAGCCAAUCUGUCAUACUUGGGACUUUGCACAGAGAAUUGGAAGAAGCUAAUUUUGACAUCAAUACAUCGAUCUUGAGUCCAGAGCAAAUCCAAGAGAUUGUUCAAAAGUGAUAUAUUUCCAACAGAUGAGAUGACUACCUGCUUUGUCUGUGGUGCUUGUGUUUGUAUAAUUGCUAAAAAGUGUGAGCAGUCCUGUCUAUUUGAUUUCUAGAAAAAUACAAAUUGCAUGUCGAGAAGUGUAGCUGUUACAAGUAACCCUGCAGAACAAACUGAUUUUGCAAAGGUAGUUCACAGGGAUGUACAACAUUCUGAAUUUUGCAAAUAUACUUCUCGUGCAUGCUCCUUUCUUGGCCUC
Molecule: messenger RNA, 923 nt
Organism: Sorghum bicolor (sorghum)
Lineage: Eukaryota; Viridiplantae; Streptophyta; Magnoliopsida; Poales; Poaceae
Exons: 8
Coding region: 95-679 (194 amino acids)
Source: RefSeq, a predicted model, not a curated record